CUACCCCAAGAUGUUGUGGACGAUAUUCUCCAAUCUUUGAUUCGACAUUCAGCGUUGAAUGCGACCACACUUCGCAUUCUACGAAACUGUGAAUUGGGUGUGCUUUCGCUUUCGGGAUGUCGCGGUGUCACGGACGAAUGGCUAGAGGCGCUAUCCGCAGAGAGCUCUGACUCGCCGCCGCACCUUCGAACCGCUUUGAUGUGGCAUCCUUGCGCGGCUUCGAGCGCAUUGACCAAUACGACGCUUCUGGACCUUCGUGGUUCCCAACGGCUAACCGACCGUGGUCUAAUGCAGCUUCAUGACCUCGGCCGACUGGAAGUUGCCAAGCUUGACAACUGUCAUUCCGUUGUUGGCAGAGGCCUUGUUGUACUCUCCUCGUCUCCUCGUUUGCACACGUUGUCGCUGACAAAUUGCCGGAGAUUAACGGACGAAGCGAUCGUCAACAUCUCGCACCUGCAAUCCCUCCAGGCUCUAUCAUUAGACGGAUGUCGCUGCAUAACGGACUUCUCGUUGGCUGCCUUGGCCGAUAUGUACAACCUUAGGAAGCUAGGACUCAGUCAAUGCGACUUGAUUACCAACGAGGGUUUGAAAGCGCUCGAGCACCUGCAACGCUUACAAGAGAUUAGUCUGGGAUGGUGUCGUCAAGUGUCAGAUGCCGGAAUCCAGACAUUGACCGCACAACCAGGACGCUCUUCAAACCUGCAAAUUCUUCGCCUUGCUCGAUGUCCCAUCACAGACGAAGGCGUCCAAUACCUGGGCAAAAUCAGGAACGUUAAAACACUGGAGCUGUGUUAUUCCGCCGUCAAGGACAUUCAUUUGACAAAGCUAGUGAACCUUCCUAUGCUGGAAGAGUUGAAUCUAGAUUCUUGUCCCAUUGGCGACCUAGCGAUCCAGCACUUUGCGAACCAUAACGUUCUUCCCAACCUUGUGUCUUUGGAUUUAGCCGACAGUGACAUUAGCGAUCUUGGCAUGGUCCAAAUUGCCAAGUUUACGAAAUUGAAGCGCCUUUCUCUCUUUUAUUGCAGCAUUAGUAAUAGAGGACUGCGACACUUGUCCAUCUUGACCGAGCUGCGGGUACUGAACCUUGACAGUCGCGAUAUCUCCGACGACGGGUUGCGCCACCUGCAGCAUUUGAAACAACUCAAGUCUCUGGACAUUUUUUCGGGCCGAGUGACGGAUCUCGGCUGCACUUACCUUUCCAAAAUCAAGACACUUGAAUCUCUGGAGCUCUGCGGUGGUGGAGUCCGGGAUGCGGGUUGUGCAUCGUUGGCCAAGCUCGAGAAUCUGACGAGUCUCAAUUUGUCGCAGAACGAGCGGAUCACCAAUCGCGGAGCGGCGGCACUGGCUGCGCUCUCGAAAUUGAAAGCUCUCAACUUGAGUCACACACGAGUCAACGCAUCCGCUUUGCGCUACUUUAGCGGCCUCAUGAAUUUACAGUCGCUGGCAUUGUACGGUUGC
Molecule: messenger RNA, 1458 nt
Organism: Phaeodactylum tricornutum CCAP 1055/1
Lineage: Eukaryota; Bacillariophyta; Bacillariophyceae; Surirellales; Neidiaceae
Exons: 3
Biological process (GO): SCF-dependent proteasomal ubiquitin-dependent protein catabolic process
Cellular component (GO): SCF ubiquitin ligase complex
Molecular function (GO): protein binding
Source: RefSeq, a predicted model, not a curated record